Entrophospora sp. SA101 is the source of this 2823-nucleotide messenger RNA. The record is from the annotation of a GenBank genome assembly. NCBI's taxonomy places the organism in Eukaryota, Fungi, Glomeromycota, Glomeromycetes, Entrophosporales, Entrophosporaceae.
AUGGAUGAUUCACUUUAUGAUGAAUUUGGUAAUUAUCUUGGGCCAGAAUUACCUGAUACCGAUGAGGAAGAAGAACAAGUUGUUCAACCAAUGCAAGAAAUUGAGGAUCAAGAAGAAUAUGAAGAGACUGAGGUGACUUCCGGCAUGGCUCUAAUGGAAAUAGAAGAUAUUCCUUCAAAUCAGGUUGUGCUUCAUGAAGACAAGAAAUAUUAUCCAAGUGCUGAAGAAGUUUAUGUGGAUAUGAUGAAUUUUCCUGAAUUAGUGAGAAAUAUUGCUAUUGUGGGUCAUGUACAUCAUGGAAAAACAUCAUUUGUUGAUAUGUUGAUAUAUGAAACACAUACUUCUGUAGCUUGGGAUGUUGAUAAACAGGAACGUUACACUGAUACACAUAUAUUAGAAAGAGAUCGUGGUGUUAGUAUAAAAAGCAUGCCAAUGACUCUUGUUUUGCAAAAUACUAAAGGAAAAUCUUAUCUAUUCAAUAUUCUAGAUGCUCCAGGACAUGCUGAUUUUGUGGACGAGGCUACAGCUGCACUUAGAUUGGCUGAUGGUGCUAUUCUAAUUGUCAUGGCUAACACAGAGCGUAUAAUAAAGCAUAUUAUACAAGAAAAAUUGUCAUUCACAUUAGUGGUUAAUAAAGUCGAUAGAUUAAUAUUGGAAUUGAGACUGCCUCCCAAUGAUGCUUACUUUAAACUUAAACAUACAAUCGAAGAAGUUAAUACAGUGAUUAGCCAAUACGCCCCAGGUCAAGAUAUUCGUGUGUCACCUGAACGUGGAAAUGUAUGUUUUGCUUCUAGUCAGAUGGGAUGGUGUUUUUCCUUAAGAUCUUUUGCAAAACUUUAUUCCGAUGCUUAUGGCGAUAUAGACCCUGACGAGUUUGCAAAACGUUUAUGGGGUGAUAUUUAUUAUAAUCCUAUAAAAAAAUCUUUUAGUAGAAAAAGUCUUGAAAGAGAUAGUCAACGCUCUUUUGUUCAUUUCAUCUUAGAACCUUUAUUCAAAUUAUAUGCUCAGGUUAUUGGGGAAGAUGAAAAUACAUUGAAACGUACAUUAGCAUCUUUGGGUAUUUGCUUAAAAGCAUCACAUUUUCAAUUGGAUGUCAAACCAUUGCUUAGAAUAAUAUUAGAUCAAUUUUUUGGUCCUCCAAUUGGUUUUGUGGAUAUGGUUGAACAUAUUUACACAGGAACAAUGGAUUCAACGGUGGUAGAGUCAAUGCGUAAUUGUGAUUCGGGUGGUCCAUUGAUGAUAUACAUUACCAAAUUGUAUAAUUCAGCCGAUGCUUCAACAUUUGAUGCAUUCGGUCGUAUCAUGAGUGGUACAAUUAGAAAAGGUCAAUCUGUAAGAGUUCUUGGUGAGGGUUACUCAACAGAAGAUGAGGAAGAUAUGACCAUACAGGAUGUCACUAAUGUCUGGAUAUUCGAAUCUAGAUAUAGAAUUGAAGUUGGUGGAAUGCCAGCAGGAAGUUGGGUACUAUUGGGUGGUGUUGACAAUUCAAUAGUAAAGACAGCAACAAUAACUGAAAAGAAUAUCGAUGAGGAUUUAUAUAUUUUUAGACCAUUGUCUUUUAUCACUACUGCUGUACUUAAAGUGGCUGUUGAGCCUGUCAAUCCCUCAGAACUACCCAAAAUGUUGGAUGGUUUAAGAAAAAUAAAUAAAAGUUAUCCUAUUCUAAUCACAAAAGUUGAAGAAUCUGGAGAACAUAUAAUACUUGGUACAGGAGAAUUAUAUCUGGAUUGUGUCCUUCAUGAUCUUCGUAGAAUGUAUGCUGAAAUCGAACUUAAAGUUUCUGAUCCGGUGGUUCGAUUCUGUGAAACAGUGGUUGAUACCUCUGCUUUGAAAUGUUUUGCAGAAACCCCAAAUAAAAAGAACAAAUUAACAAUGAUAGCAGAGCCGUUAGAGAAAGGUAUAGCAGAAGAUAUCGAGUCUGGUAAAGUUAGUAUAAAAUGGCCAAUCAAAGAUAUUGCAAAAUAUUUUGAAGAAAAAUAUUCAUGGGAUGUACUGGCUGCUCGUUCUAUAUGGGCUUUUGGACCUGAUGAAAAUGUAAGACAAGGGUUUCAAUGGGGAACUCGUGAAGGGCCAUUAUGUGAUGAACCAAUUCGUAACGUAAAGUUUAGAAUAUUGGAUGCAGUUCUUGCACCAGAACCUAUUUAUAGAGGUGGUGGCCAAAUCAUUCCUACUGCAAGACGUGCAACACCAAGAUUAAUGGAACCCGUUUACUAUGUUGAGAUACAAGCGCCAGCAGAUUGUGUAUCGGCUGUAUACACAGUCCUAGCAAGAAGAAGAGGACAUGUAACACAAGAUAUUCCUAAACCGGGUUCACCAUUGUACACUGUUAAAGCCUACAUUCCAGUAAUAGAAGCUAAUGGUUUUGAAACUGAUAUGAGAACUCAUACACAAGGUCAAGCAUUUUGUCAACAAAUGUUUGAUCAUUGGCAGAUUGUUCCUGGAGAUCCAUUAGAUAAAUCAAUUGUACUUAAACCAUUAGAACCUAGUCCUGCUCAACAUUUAGCAAGAGAUUUUAUGGUUAAAACUAGACGACGUAAAGGUUUAUCCGAAGAUGUUUCUGCCAACAAGUUUUUUGAUGAUCCCUUACUUCUUGCACUUGCACAAUCUGAUAUACUUGGUGCACAAAAGUAUUGUAAAGUUUCAGCCCAUGACAAUGUUAUGAGCUAUGCUAGUUUAAUACAAGACCUUGCUCUUGAUACUUUUACUGUGAUUUUAGAUUAUGCUGAAAAUAGUUUACCAGAACAUUCAAGUACCAAUGAAUUAACAUGGAAGAAAAAAUUAAACUGUGAUUACUGGUUCCACGAAACUGAGAGAAAAAUAUAG